AUGACAACUAGUAACAAUUUCCCGACAGUUUCUAGGUACGAUUUCCUAGAUCCUCCAGCCCCCUCUAUUUAUACCCGUCCAUCGGUUAAAGACUCAUCUAAAAUUGGUGUUGGAAAUCUAUUUGACGGUGGUCUUCGCAAGUUAGUGGCCGCUGCAAAAGCAGCUGAGGAAGCUAACCAACCGUCGAGCCCACAGGCUGCAAGCACUGAGGAAGACGAGGAGUCUCCGACACGCUUUUAUGCGAGACACAAAGUGUACGUUGCAUUAUUUCCUCCAACCAAACUAUAA
Molecule: messenger RNA, 288 nt
Organism: Cylicostephanus goldi
Lineage: Eukaryota; Metazoa; Nematoda; Chromadorea; Rhabditida; Strongylidae
Source: the annotation of a GenBank genome assembly